Molecule: messenger RNA, 1404 nt
Organism: Wyeomyia smithii (pitcher-plant mosquito)
Lineage: Eukaryota; Metazoa; Arthropoda; Insecta; Diptera; Culicidae
Product: lipase 3-like
Exons: 6
Coding region: 55-1404 (449 amino acids)
Biological process (GO): lipid metabolic process
Molecular function (GO): hydrolase activity, acting on ester bonds
Source: RefSeq, a predicted model, not a curated record
UCAGUCCGGUCGUUGUUGCAUCGAAUAGUACCAAAAAUUUACCGUCCAUGUGCGAUGAAAGUUAUUCCGCAAUUAGUUUUAAUUGUAAUACCGAGCUUUAUCCACAUCCACGCAACCAGCAGCAGCAUCAGCACCAGAGCCAGUGGUUGCAGCGAUCAAACAGGCGAUGAUGGUCGUUUAUUGGAUAACGAGACCUUGGGGCCCGGAGCCAGUCGGAACCGGCGUUCGGCCGGAAGCUACGAGCCGGAUUUAGUGAUGGACGCUAUUGAAGCCUCCGAUUACCCGUUGGAAGUCCAUGUGGUCGUGACAAAGGACGGCUACAUCCUGAAACUGCAUCGCAUACCUGACCCUGCACUGCAAGAAGACAACGACGAUGUCCAGUUGGAUAGUGGGGCGAACGGUGCGGCCGGUUUUCGUGGCGUUGUUCUGCUCAUGCACGGAAUGUUCUCUACGGCAGCGGAUUUCGUAGUAACAGGACCGGAUAAUGGGUUAGCCUUUGUGCUUGCCGAUGCCGGGUAUGACGUUUGGCUGGGAAAUACCCGUGGGACGCGAUACUCGCGGAAGCAUAUCAGUGUGAGUCCAAAGAUGGCGCCGUUCUGGGAUUUCAGUUGGCACGAAAUUGGCACCACGGACUUAGCGGCUAUGAUAGAUUACAUUCUACGGCACUCCGGAGAACGACAGCUCCACUACGUUGGCCACAACCAAGGUGUAACGGCCGUCCUGGUGUUACUCGCUGAAAAACCGUCGUACAAUCGGAAAAUUAUCACCAUCUCUGGAAUGGCUCCAUUGGUUUUUCUCGGAAAUGGCAAAAAUGAGCUUAUCGAGCGGCUGGCGAAGUUCAAUGACCAAAUUUGGUUCACACUAAAAGCGCUCAACAUAUUCGAGCUAACUCCAUCGGAGGAGAUUCUCAAAUUCAUCGGCAGUACAGUUUGUUCGGGAGAGGCACCCACCGGUGAUUUAUGUUCCGAACUUUUGGGAAGAUUUUUCGGUUUUUCCACUGAACAGGCUAAGACGCUGCUUCCCGAACUACUGAACAAAAUUUUGACUGGGAUCUCCACGAAGCAGCUGAUUCACUACGGACAACUUAUGGAUUCGGGAAAAUUUCAUCAGUUCGACUACAAAAUUUUUAUACAAAACAUGCAACAUUACAAACUGGGCAAACCACCGGAGUAUAACUUGUCCAGAAUUACGGUUCCGUUUACGCUCUUCUACGGAUCCAAAGAUUUUUUCACCUCACGACAGGACAUGAAAAAAUUACUUCGCGCUUUACCAAAGAUUAGUAGCUAUACUGAGAUCCCCGGAUGGACACACAUGGACUUCAUCUACAAUGUACAGGUGUACGCAAAAGUGUACAGUAAAAUUAUAGAAUCGAUGAAAAAUUUCACUGCAGUACGAAACAGGUGA